Messenger RNA from Branchiostoma floridae (Florida lancelet), 1946 nucleotides. RefSeq lists its product as uncharacterized. The coding region runs from base 88 to 723 and encodes 211 amino acids. The transcript is spliced from 5 exons. Lineage: Eukaryota; Metazoa; Chordata; Leptocardii; Amphioxiformes; Branchiostomatidae. The record is from RefSeq and is a predicted model, not a curated record.
CAAGAGCCCAAGAUCAUCCCAAAGGCGCUUCUACUGGACCGAAACCUACUGCUCUACAGCAGCGUUACUUGGUGCACCAGCUCCGAUAUGUCUUCUCAACACACAGUACCUCUACUACUAUCAUGGACGCUGCUCGUGGUGGCGGUUGUCCGGGCUGUCUCCGCAUUUCCGGUCGGGGACUCUCGACCGAUGGACCGACAGCCUCGCUUCGUGCACUACGCUCACAUGAACCCCUACAGUCCUUGUGAGAGAAGGGGGUUCAGGAAAGACCUUCAGCUGACGGCAAAAACCAUCCAACGGACCAACGACACUCUGACAAUGAUGAAACAGGAGGUUUUCAUGUCUAAAAAUUGGUCUCUACGCUCUGAUUUCGAGGAGGACAGGGGUCUGGUUGCACUGUUCCGUAACCUCAGCAGUUUCGAGCAGACUAUCCCAAACGUCAUCCUGGAAGCACAAGAUCUGGACGACUACAGCGACACCUUGCGGCAGUCGAUGCACGACACCGGUAGCGAACUGAACAAGUUGCUGAUCAAGCUAAGCAUUACGUUGAGGGCGGCUGGGGAGUUCGGGGAUCAGGACUGGACAGGCGAGCCUAUUCCCCUCCCGGACGUGGGGGGUAGCCUUUACUGGCACCAUGUUCGAGACUUCGCCUUCUUCCAACAUCUGCUUGGAACUCUGCAACAGCUGAAAGCUCAACUCGAGGCCAGGUUGGCGGAGUGUUAGGGACUGCAGGUCGUUCACACUUCCGAGUACGCAUGUGCAGCGAAAGGAAUUGUGGGUAAUAUGUCAAAGUUGAAGGCCCCUAAGUUGAAAACUCAGUGUGCCCGUCCCGACCAUCGCAUAAAUUUGCAUAACAAUGUCCAGACGCGUUUAUGUCUUAUGGGCCUUGACCCUUGACAUAUUACCCACAAUUCCUGUCUCUGCGCAUGCGCACUCGGAAGUGUGAAAGGUUCAUACUCACUUGAUCUAGCCCUUGAGGCGUCGCCAAAACUGUUGUUUUCCUGUUAACCAACGGAACCAAGCAAAAACCUGUCAACCCUAGCCUGUCGACCGCUGGUAGGGGACAUAAAAAUUUUCAUCUGAUUUAAAUGACGAAAUUCAAAACGGACGUCCUGUAUUUCACAUAGCAGAUUAAGGCGUUGAACAGUUAAUGUAGGAAUGUUUAGUAAACAUUGUACCUUUUUGUUCACUUUAUAUACAUACCCGUUCUUGUGCAAUUUAUAUUUGUAUUUAUAUAUAUCUAAAAUAGUAUUGCUUGAUGCAUUUCAGUUUUAAAUUUGUAAACUGUAGCCUCCUUCGCAGACUUCGAAGAAGAAAUUUAAAAAAGGAACAAGACUUUAACAAUAAGAGAAUUCAUACCUUCGACUAUAUAUAAUUUUUAGGACUGCCACCAGAAACGCAACAUCUUACAAUUUGCUAGUCCUAAACAUGAACGGUAUGUCUCUUUAAGGGAUGAUUAAAGUAACAAUAGAAGUUUAAGAACCCUAUUUCGAAAGGUAGAAUAGACGAGUAUCAUUAUGUUGAUUGCUAUUUCAUUGUUGCCAUACAUUGUACCAUGUACAUCAUGUCGAGCAAUGAGGUUAAUCAAUUCCUGCAUUCAUUAUAUAUUUUUUUCAUGUAAUUUGCGACAGGUGUAAGUAUAAGUUUAGAAAAGUUAGCGAUAACUAGAAGCAUAUUUUAAUAUAUUACAAUCACAUUUAGGGAAACAUUUCGUUUCUUCAUAUUAUUUAAGAGUUUACAAUACUAUUACAGUCUCACCCUCUCUAUACAUAUACAAAUGUAUAUGAAUAGAUAAUUGCACUACUAAGCUAGUGUUUUGUAACAAGAACAAUAGAACUAUCUUUUUUUUUUUGAAAAUGCUUAUCAUACAUCUGUAUCUGUAUCUAUAUAGCCGGUAUUACAAUACUAUAACGGUCUCUUUAUGUGAAUAAAUAAUUAUGCUAAGC